Messenger RNA from Adineta ricciae, 1212 nucleotides. Lineage: Eukaryota; Metazoa; Rotifera; Eurotatoria; Adinetida; Adinetidae. The record is from the annotation of a GenBank genome assembly.
AUGUCUACGAGCACAACAUUCAUUGCUGAUCCAGAACGGAUAUUUACAAUUUGUGAAGGUAAAAAUGGUUUCCAUUCAUUGGUCAAUCUCCUUUCUAGUCAAGAAAAAGACCAUCGAAAUUUUCUGCGGCUUGAACAAACGAUUUGCCAAUUAGACUUCGAUUUUUACAACGAUCUUCUUCCGAAAAUCGCCCAGUGGGCAUCGGAUCAUACACAGGCAAAAUCCAUCGAACUACUUCAUGCAGGUGCGACACGAACGGUUGUUUACACAGCGGCACAAGCUCGUUAUAUUCUUGCCAAUGCUUUCUUUCUCAAUGUAUUACCGGGAUAUGGAAACAUCAGUCUGAACCAUCUGUAUAAUUCAUUCGACGAAGAUUUAUCCAUUGCGAGAAUUCGUUGUUUGAUUGAAUAUUUUCGUUUAUCAUCGGAAGAAAAGGAUUUGGACCGAGAAAUUUCUAUUGAAAGAUACUUCUAUCAAGAUGAAUUACCUGACUGGAGUCAAAAACGUAUUCCAAUUCGAUCUUCGAAGGUCUGUGUCAACACAAAUCGAAUGGAAGAUUCAAUCGAUGCAGAAGGUUUUGUUGAUUUUGCUAACAAACACAUUCAUAUUCACCAAAUUAUCCCAUCCGCAACGCAAGAAGAAGUUCUAUUUAGUUGCUGUCCAGAAGCAUUUCUUGCUAUUCUUGUCUGCGAAACUCUCCUCGACAAGGAAAUUGUUAUUCUUCGCGGAUGUAAACGAUUUGUUGAUUACACGGGUUAUGCCGAUACAUUUGCUUAUAAGGAACACUACACAAGAUCCGGUCGCAUUCAAGAUAUUCUCGUGCUCGAUGCUUGUUAUUCAGGACAAUUCAGCAAGGAGAAUAUUGAUCGAGAUUUAGGCAAAGCGUGGGCUGGUUUUGAAAAAUCGAAAGAUUCAAUUAUCGCAACGGGAAACUGGGGGUGUGGAGUGUUCGGCGGGGAUUUGAUAUUCAAAUUUUUACAACAGUUAUGUGCAGCUACGAUUAUCAAUGAGAAACUUCAAAGACUGGAUUAUUCUGCGUAUCAUGAUGAUAGUUUAGCGACGAAAUUGAAAACUUUAUUGGUGUCAUUGGAAGAGAAAAACAAAACAGUUGCAGAUGUUUAUCAAAUGAUGCAGAACUACCGGAAAUCAGCGCAAUUUCCGGGAUCAAGAUUGUUAUUUUCCGAUUAUGUAAACAAUUGGUUGAAUGAAUGA